Messenger RNA from Bathycoccus prasinos, 1317 nucleotides. Its product is annotated as glycosyltransferase CAZy GT90. Bases 1 to 1317 code for a protein of 438 amino acids. The transcript has a single exon. NCBI's taxonomy places the organism in Eukaryota, Viridiplantae, Chlorophyta, Mamiellophyceae, Mamiellales, Bathycoccaceae. The record is from RefSeq and is a predicted model, not a curated record.
AUGCGCAACGAUAAUAAGAGAUUGUAUUGUGUUUUCGUUGUAACUGCGCUCAUCUUCUUAUUCUUACCUAAAUCUCACUUUUCUAGCAGUCCUCUGGUGAAAGAGAAUCCUUUACGCUCUGUACAAAAAAACCACGAAAGAGAACUUGGAAAUGCAGGCGGGUUCAACAGCUCUGAAACUCACUUUUCUAGAAAAGCAGCAUCGGCAAAUCUUCAAUCAUGGAUUGAUGUGGAUUUGCAACCUUGGAGUAUGACAGGAAUUACUAAACGAAUGGUAGAUUUAGCUGCUCAGCAAGGUAUGCGCGCAAACAGAAUACAGAUUAUAGGUGGUAAAAUUUAUGCUCAAAUAAGUAAGUCUUCGAGAGGCCCUUCUCGAAUUUGGUAUUGGUUGUGGGGGCUAAUGGAAUUGAUCGACGAGUUUCCAGAGGAGGCCGUUCCUGACGUAGACUUUAUACUGAAUACUCAAGACGAUCCGCAAGUUUCGAUUGUAGGAAAGCGACCUAAAAAUCCAAUACUGGCUAAAAAAUAUCGCGACUUCGUUCCAGGGAUAAAAGGUCAAGCGCCGCCUCCCGUGUUCAGCGCAGUCACUACUUCGAAUAAUUACGAUUUAUUAUGGCCCCUUUGGACGAUUUGGGGAGAAGAUGUAGAAGGUGCAGGAAGUAAAACUGGUGGAUUCCACGACCCUCCGUGGAAAGAAUUACAUCCCAAACUUAUUCAUUUUGCAAAGAAAAAUAAAUGGUCGGAACGUAGAAGCGAGAGAAUAUUUUGGCGUGGAUCUGUGAAGACAAAUCCAGCGAGGAGAGCGCUUAUACGUUGUUCUAAAAAUACAGUGGAUGCCGCUGAUGUGCAACAUAAGUUGAGAGUUGGAAAACCGAUAGACGCUUUAGAUCGAGUCAAAUACAAAUACUUGAUUUAUUUAGACGGCAAAUCAUUUUCAUCAGCGGUCCUUCCUAUGCUGGUAGCUGGAGCUGUGGUUUUCUUACCAAAUAAUUCCCCGUUUCAAACUUUGUGUCAGAGAGCGUUUCGAGAAAACGGAUUUCAUCAAGUUUUUCAUGUCUCUCUUUCCCAAGGUGAAAUUUGUCGGACACUUUCUGAAAUUUUAUCGGGUUUAAGAAACGAGGAAUUAAGAGUAGAGAACCGAGCCAAAGAUGCUGUAGAUUGGGCUGAAACGCAACUUAGCAUGCUUGCUUUUCAGAAGUAUAUGAUUGCCAUGUUGAAAAGAUAUGCAGACCUAUUGAAGUAUACACCUACUAAGACGAAGGAUACGGUUGAGAUUUCGUGGAAACUCAUUAAAAAGAAUGUUAAGAGGAAGCAGUAG